AUGCCUACCUACGAGUUCCAUCAUAUUUUGCCUCUUGGCCGUCCCCAAAAGGCCAAUCUAGCAAGACUUAUCACCGACUGGCAUGCAACAACGUUCAAAGCCCCUAUCUUCAUUGUUAACUGUCGAUUCGUCGAUAUCCGUGCUGCCAACACGCAAGACUUCUGGGUCGGUGGUCAUGAGCUGAAGACCAACAAGCUCAUGAUCGCUUUGCGAAGUGGAACGGGCCGUACUGAAGAUCAGUACAAGAGCAUCACGAUGAAGCUGGUUUCAUUCUGGAACGAAUCGAUUAAGGAUGUCCAGGCAAGCCAACAAGAGAAGGAACUAAAGGAUGUUUUCGUUAUGGGCGUGUUUGACUCCGCGUACGAGAGAGGCUUCUUUUUGCCCAUGCCUGGAGAGUUUGAGCCAUGGGUAGCUGGAAACCAGCCAGAAUUUCAGAAGCUAGCGGAUGGGGGCGAUGCAGUGUUCAAAGACCUCGUUCUGGAAAUCCAAGAGAGGCCUGAGUUUGGCGGUAAUUCCCAAGCCUCCUCGAAGUGA
Molecule: messenger RNA, 534 nt
Organism: Colletotrichum orchidophilum
Lineage: Eukaryota; Fungi; Ascomycota; Sordariomycetes; Glomerellales; Glomerellaceae
Exons: 2
Coding region: 1-534 (177 amino acids)
Source: RefSeq, a predicted model, not a curated record